Glycine soja is the source of this 3560-nucleotide messenger RNA. RefSeq lists its product as uncharacterized. The record is from RefSeq and is a predicted model, not a curated record. Gene Ontology annotation, molecular function: RNA nuclease activity. The transcript has 4 exons. Gene Ontology annotation, cellular component: peroxisome. Gene Ontology annotation, biological process: regulation of gene expression. Bases 379 to 2271 code for a protein of 630 amino acids. NCBI's taxonomy places the organism in Eukaryota, Viridiplantae, Streptophyta, Magnoliopsida, Fabales, Fabaceae.
ACCAUGUUCGUAUGAUGAAAAUUUUAUUAAGAAAAACAAAACAAUUCACUUCAAUGUUCUCUUAAGCUUUGAGAGUAACUGUAAUAAUGUCUUUCAGCUUCCAGCAAAUAAAAACAAACAAGAGGAAUUUGAUGACUUUGCUCAUCCACACCCACCGAAUCCGGCUGCAUGCUGUAAGCAAAAGGGCAAGCGAGUCAAUUCACAACACCACUUUCACUUUCUCUCUCUUCCCCUAACAAUAAAAGCCGAGAAGCCUUCGUUUUUCUAACUCCGUCUCUGCCGGCACGCAUCGUAUAGAAAAGAUAGAGGAAAGUCGCCUUGUCAUCAUUAACAGUGUUUGUGUAUAUCGGAGAAAUUAGGGUAUUGAAGAGGUCGCUCAUGGACGGAGAUGGAGCGACGACGAUCGCGGAGGCGCAGUACGCGACGGCGAAGACAUCGGUGUGGUGGGACAUCGAGAACUGCCACGUCCCCAAGGGUUCGGAUCCGCACGCCAUCGCGCAGAACAUCAGUUCUGCUCUCGUUCGCAUGAACUACUGCGGCCCCGUCUCCAUCUCCUCCUACGGCGACACCACGCGCAUCCCAGCAUCUGUACAGCACGCGCUCUCCAGUACCGGAAUCUCCCUCAAUCACGUCCCGGCCGGUGUGAAAGACGCAAGAGACGAGAAGAUUCUUGUUGAUAUGCUGUUCUGGGCACUGGACAAUCCCGCACCUGCUAAUUAUUUAUUAAUUUCGGGUGACCGAGACUUCUCGAAUGCUCUCCAUCAACUUCGGAUGAGGAGAUAUAAUAUUCUUCUUGCGCAACCUCAGAAGGCAUCUGCACCCCUAGUUGCAGCCGCCAAGAGUGUAUGGCUUUGGACUAGCCUCUUAGCUGGAGGACCUCCUCUUUCUAAUGGUGAAUCACAACAACUUGGUAAUGGUAGCCUCAGCCAUGUAUCAUCUUCUGACUCCUUACAAAUUCCGGUUACAAGUGCUACUCAGAUACAACAACAGGUGGAUUCCUACUCAGAAGUACAUGUAGGAAAUUCAAAAUUUACAAAUGGAGGAAGGGGAUUUGAUUCUAGAUAUCAGGGGAAAACAAAUUGGAGAAACCUGAGCCAAUCGAAUGGACCUAGAGCCAUGAAUCCUCUGCCUGUUGUACUUCAAGAUAAUCGUAAUCGUAAUAAUGCAAACUCUUCUCAACCUGGCAACUUUAAUCUAAAUGUUCCAUCAAGUGCUACAAAUCAUGGUCAUGGCAAUACUGAUCAGUUAUGGAGCAAUAACAGUAAUCUACAGGGCAAUCAUCAAAUCCCUUAUUCACAGCCAUUAAGACCAAACAACUUCCCAUUGCAACCUCCUUUUGCACCUAGUAAUUCAUAUACACCAAAUUCCCAUACUUUUCCAACUUCAGUGGUUCCACCUAGGACUGGUGGUCCCAAUUUCACUUCAGGACCACAUACCAAUGUGCCAGAUAUUGGUAGUCUGAGCAUUUCUGGAUAUCCUAAUAGUGUUCAUAACCCACCUAUUGUUCCGCAACGGAGUGGAGAGUUGAAACAGAAUCCUAAUAGUAAUGCUCCACUUCUUUUAAGAUCAAUUGAUGACAAAAAUGGACAUAUGGUACAGAACAGUGGCACACAACAAUUACACCAAGGUUAUCAACAUGGUCCAGAAUAUCAACCUAUGCCGUUGGCAGCAAUGGGUAAUAAUAACCCUUCUGGUAAUGGUAUGUGGGGUUCUCCGGGAUGUCCUAAACCUUCUGAAUAUGUACAAGGCCUAAUAGGGGUUGUUUUACUUGCCUUGAACUCACUAAAAAAUGCAAAGAUGAUGCCAACUGAGGCAAAUAUAACUGACUGCAUCCGGUAUGGAGAUCCCAAGCACCGCAACACUGAUGUUAAGAAGGCUCUUGAAAGUGCUAUAGAGCAGAAUAUGGUGGUGAAACAAAAUUUAGGUGCUUUGCCGUUGUAUGUUGGUAAGAAUGAUAAACUUUGGAAAUGUGUAAAUCCUUUAGGUGGUACUCCUAAGCAGCAUUCAAAAGAAACAUGGGAUCAAAUUGGAAAGUUUUUAACAACUCCUGCUGGAAGAUCAGCACUAAUGGGUACACAGUGCAAGUAUGAAGCAGGUAUUGUGAUUAAGAGUAUGUGCUUUAAAGAUCUUGUUUUGGGUGAUGUCCUUCAGAUAUUGAACAUGUUAAUUACCCAUAAAAAAUGGGUUACACAUCAUCCAUCUGGUUGGCAGCCACUUAACAUUACUCUUCCCGAGAUAAACCCCACUUCAGGGGUUGUAGCUGGUGCAUAACUGCACCCUGACUCUGGUAAUGGAAAGGCUGCUAGAGAAAUCUCAUUGAAAUUAAUUAUUAAUGAAUAAAGUACGAGCCAGUUGGAAUAGGAAUUGGUUGAAUAAUCCUCUCUUCCCCAUCUGAAUCAAAAGGUAGGUAGUAAUGGUGAACUUUAGUAAUGUGCAUCUUGUGUGUUUAUGGCUAUUGUUAAAGCUUUCAGUUGAUUUUGUGGGAGAAAUGAAAGCAGCAUUUGGACAAUAGUUGAAUUAUACCAAACACUACUGUUUGGUGUGUGGUUGCUGAGGUUCCUACUAUGGCCUGUUUUGCAUCACAGUAUCUUGGAAUUAGUAUGCUUUCCUGUGUCCUGAGCUUCUACGCAUCUCUUCCUACAGAUUUAUAUUUUGCUUGGAGGUUGCCUUAUUAAAUGGCUGGACUCUUUGGAUCCUUUUAUUUAUAUAUUCUUAAGCGGUGUCCGGGACAUUGACCAAGUAUGUGUUUUGAACUUUUGCUGGAUAUUGAUGGACCUUUGAGCUAGUCAGGUAAACCAUUCUCAAUGUUGUUUGCCUUUAUCACUUAGGAAGUGAUCUACCCAAUCAAAUUCUUCAGGGUGAACUGUGGAAUGCAAGUCCUGAAACUGUUUUGUUAGCUUAUGUUUGUUGGUGGCUAUCUUCGAAAUGUUACAAGAAGUUAAACUACUGGACAGAGAACACUUAAUUUGCAAAAAAAAAUUGAAGGAGACUGUACUCUUAAAAUCCUCUGCAUGAAGCUCAUGAUUCGUUAUCACAACAAAAAUACCCGGUAAGUUAAUGAUCUUGGAAUUUGACUAAAAAUACGUUACGGAGUACCCAAAAUGAUUCAAAGAUGGUUAAACUAAAUGUUAGUGCAUCUUAUUGCAUCUCUUGUUGCUGAUGAUGCCUACGUAAUUGUGAUAUUUUAUUAUUCAUCUGGAUACCUUGCACAAUGUUCAGAAUUCGGUAAUUCAGUGGGGAGUAAUUAAUCUGGUCUUGCCGCUUCCUAUUGCCUUUGUAAUGUUGUCCGAAUUUAAAUUUGUUUUGUAUCAUAUAGAUUGUUAAGUUAUAUGCCCUCCGCCUUUAAGUUUUAUCUUCUCUUUUUUGGGUUGUAUGUCCUUAUGACUGUAGCAUGGUUCAAUUUGUGUUUGAUUAGAUUAAACUUUCUCAAUCUUAGUGUGGCUGGUGUUGACUCACAGCGAGUUAUAGCUGUACAUAAACUCAGAUUUGGACUUGUGCAGCCAGCAAGUAAUGUACCGUCCCAUUUAUCUUUUAAUGGUUCAGCAUCAACUGAUUUGUAC